This is a messenger RNA of Musa acuminata AAA Group (dessert banana), 2568 nucleotides long. Its product is annotated as disease resistance protein RGA2-like. Bases 1 to 2568 code for a protein of 855 amino acids. The record is from RefSeq and is a predicted model, not a curated record. The transcript has a single exon. NCBI's taxonomy places the organism in Eukaryota, Viridiplantae, Streptophyta, Magnoliopsida, Zingiberales, Musaceae.
AUGGAGUCUGUGGAUCCACGACAAAAAGAAGAGUACUCCACCGUCCUAAGAGAAGAGGUGGUGGGACGCAACGAGGAUGUAGAAAAAAUCAUCGACAUUUUGCAGCAACAACAGUCUGGCGAUUGUGUUGAAUGGCUGCUCAUAGAAGGCGGUGAUGGGAGGAAGACCCUUGGUCGGUUGAUUUACCACCACUCCUGGGUGCACGACCAUUUCCAGCAUCGAAUCUGGGUGGAUGUCCCAAGCAUUGCUUCUUUGGAUCCCAUGUGGAUCAUGAGAGAAUUCACGAGAUCAAUAACCGGGGAACCGUGCGAGGACAUCUGGCUAUUCUACGAUGGAGUCCAUGAAAGCAAAUACUUCCUCGUUCUGGAUGAUCUCAACGUCGAGGAGGAGGACAAGGAUAAGUGGCUCCAAUUGGAGAACUUUCUAUUGCUCGUCGGCGCACCGGGGAGUACCGCGGUGGUCAUUCCUGACUUGCAUUUUAGUGACCAUAAAUUGGGGUCCGCCAUCCGACCGUAUCCCUUGGAGUACCUAUCGGAGGAUGCUUGGGUAGAAUUGUGCAUGAGACAAGCACUCAUCCGGCCUGAUCAACAGGAGGAAGCAAACACGAUACGUCAAUUCUGUAGGACAGACUAUGAUUCAAUUUAUGGGACUCCCGCAGGCGCCAAGAUGUAUGGCUCCGUAUUCAGAUAUACCGAAAUGAAUCGAUGGCAACAACAAAUUUCUGGUUUGGAUACGAAUUUUAUUAGAAUUCAUUACAUGCCACGUAAAUGGACACGAUUAAUGUUGUACCACUGGCUGAUUGUACAAGAUGACAUGGCCAAUUAUAAAGACUUCUUCCAUGUGUUAGCUGCUGAAGGCCUUCUGCUGUUUUCGUCAGACGAGGACGAAGUGAUGAUAAGGGAAUAUGUGAGGACCCUCGACCUUGAUUUUUCAUUUGCUGCCACGGAGCAUUGCUAUUUCUUGACGGAGGUUGAUUCAAAUUCAACAAUCCCACAACAAUGUCUCUAUUUACGUAUGCUCGUCGAUUCUAAUACCAUCACAUUUCCGACGAUCUUAUCCGAUGGGGUCAACAAUUUGAGAGAUUUGGUAUUACAACAAAAGGAAAUGGAUCUCCAAUACAAAUAUCAUAUCCUACAUAUUCCAAAAGGUAUAUUUACCAACCUCAUACAUCUACGUAUAUUACAUUUACGAGCUAUCAAAGUCCAGCAGCUACCCGAUACAGUGGACAAGUUGCUAAUCUUGAGAUACCUCAACCUUGCCCAGUCUGAGAUCCAAGCACUUCCUAAAUCCUUAUGCAAGCUCAGGAAUUUACAAAUCUUAAAUUUGGCUCAUUGCGAAAAGCUUCAAAAUCUUCCGAGGCAAAUACAUAAUCUUGAGAAUUUGCAUGUUUUAAAACUAACUUAUUGUACAAAGCUUCAAAUGCUACCUAUUUCGGUCACCGGUCUUGUAAAUCUACAAGAGCUAGAUUUGGAAGGUUGUCAAUGGCUUGUCGAAUUACCUGAGGGUUUGAGUAAUAUGAGAAAGCUGACAAACCUCAAUAUAUAUGGAUGUCCAUUGAAUCAAAUGCUGCAUAAAAUAAGUCAGAUAAGUAAUCUCCUGAAGUUGUCUGGAUAUAUCAUAAUUGGUGAUAUUGGAAAUGCCUUCUCAGAGUUACAAUCAUUGAUUAAUCUAAAAGAAUUAUGGUUACAAAAUCUCGAACAAGUGUCAAAUUCAGAAGAUACUUCAACUUCUUUAAAGUUGUAUGAUAUACUUCCACAACUCAUAUAUCUAAAGCUACAUUGGAAAUGGAACAAUAUGGUUGACAUGAGAACCUCCAAACCAGUUUGGUUGCAGGUACUUGAACGCCUUCAACCCAAUUCAAACUUGAAAAAAUUAGAGAUUAUUUUAUAUGCAGACGAGGAAUUUCCCGUAUGGAUAAAAGAGGGGUUUUACUAUCUCCACAGGUUGAAAGAGAUCAAACUAAUCAAUCUCAAGAGAUGUAAAAUGCUACCGUCACUUGGACAACUACUCAGUCUCGAGAUUAUUGAAAUAAGUGGUAUGGAUUUAAUCAAUAUUAUAGAUGAAACAUUCUACGGUGACAAUGGGACAUUUCCGGAGUUGAGAGAACUCACAUUCUCUCAUAUGCCUGCACUGGAAAAAUGGCUAAAAGUUGGGAGAGAAGAAUUUUUGUUUUCGGAACUUUAUGAAUUGACAUUAAUCCAAUGUCCAAAAUUCAAAGCUCUAGAGGUGCAUCUCAGGGUCUCAAGAUUGAGUAUUUGGUUGAACAAUAAGAUGCUGCAGACAUCUGAAUUGAAAGGUUGGCAUAACCUCCAACAUAUAAGAGACUUGGAGAUAGUUGGAUGCCAAGAGCUGAGGUGUUUGCCACGGGACAUGGAACGAUGUGUUAAACUCGACAGCUUGAGAAUUAUUGGAUGUGAGAAUUUGGACUUUUUGCCAGAGUGGCUGCAAGGAUUCAAUCUUCUGAAUUCUUUAUUUAUAUAUGGCUGCAGAGCUCUGUCAUCCAUGCCAGAGGAGCUUAAACUACUACCAGUCGUUGAUGUUAAAGGUUGUCCGAAGCUGCGACUUUAA